Molecule: messenger RNA, 523 nt
Organism: Mytilus californianus (California mussel)
Lineage: Eukaryota; Metazoa; Mollusca; Bivalvia; Mytilida; Mytilidae
Exons: 6
Coding region: 63-464 (133 amino acids)
Source: RefSeq, a predicted model, not a curated record
AUAAAACUGAACUGAACUGAAUGUAUUUUUAACCUUGAUAAUUCUACAGAUUUAAGAUUAAUAUGAGAGUUUGGAUUUUUCUAUUUUGUAUUUUUGAUCCAGUAAAGUCUCAGAGUACAGUGACAAAGCCUGGUGUUUGUCAUGCUUACAAAAGUUGUAAUGAUAUAAAAGCAUUGCCAUCAACUUCAUUUUGUUCCGGGUCUGGGAACGACGAAGAGUGUAAUGGAAGUGAGAAAUGUUGUCCUACCGAAUGUGCGCUCUGGAUAUGCAGAGAACCGAUUCCGGAGCCAAGAUCAGUAUGUCGGAAGCGACCCUCCACUAACUGUUCCCUUCACACCUCAAUGUGUAAUUCUGAUCUACAAUGUGCUUAUGGUUUGAUAUGUUGUGAUGUUGGUUGCCGAGCAGACUGCAGUCUUCCAACAUACCUAGACAAAAUGGCUUCCAGAUGGUCUGGAAAGGGCUAGUGUCUGAAAUUCAGUACUGUCUAGUUUUAAAUAAUAAAUUAAAAAAUAUAUAUAAACAA